Scedosporium apiospermum is the source of this 1713-nucleotide messenger RNA. RefSeq lists its product as uncharacterized. Bases 1 to 1713 code for a protein of 570 amino acids. Gene Ontology annotation, molecular function: long-chain fatty acid-CoA ligase activity. NCBI's taxonomy places the organism in Eukaryota, Fungi, Ascomycota, Sordariomycetes, Microascales, Microascaceae. The record is from RefSeq and is a predicted model, not a curated record. The transcript has 3 exons. Gene Ontology annotation, cellular component: membrane; endoplasmic reticulum.
AUGGGUGCAUUCGAUAAUCUCUUGCUCGGCGUAGACGAAGGCGUCUCGGGCAUCUUCUCGCAAUGGAACGUCUACACAACAGCGCUAGCAGGCGUGCUUGCCGCGGGGGUGACGUACCACGUCGCGACAUCAGUGGAUCCCGAUACGCAUCCUCUGCGGUUGGCGAGGCAGUCUCUUCCGAACCUCGUAAGGCAGGAGGGCGAGAGCGCGCUCUAUAGGUCUUCGGAUCUCGGGGGCGGCGAGCUGAGGACCGGUCUGGAGGUUAGGAAGAAGGGAGCGCUGAAGUGGUCGAAGGGGAGUGAUGGGGACUUGAGGGAUGUAUGGAGGCAGGUGGUGCAGGGGGCCGAGAAGAGGGAGGGUGUUGAGGCUGGUGCGAGGGGGAAGCUUCUUACAGUUCAUGGGGCACAGAAGGUUACGGAGCACAAGAUUGAGGAGAUUACCAGGGCGAUCAACCUUAUCGGUCAACACAUUUCCCAGCAGGGCGGCAUCCGCGUGGCCAUCUACCUCCCCAACAGCAUCGAGCUCCUCGUCACGCUCUUCGCCUGCUCCUUCUACCCGAACCUCACGACCAUCCUCAUUCCCUUCGGUGCAUCCCCCGAUGAGCUGAUCUCGAUGCUCCGCCGCUCCGCCGCGGACACCGUAGUUGCUGCCCCCGGUACCUUCCCAUUCGAUGGCGUCGUCAAGGCGUACCCUUCCCUCAGGAACCUCAUCUGGGUUGUUGACGAGGGCUCAUCUCAUAUGGACUGGAACGAAAUCCCCGAGGGUAUGGGAGGCAGCGUCAACGUGGCCACGUGGCAGGAGAUCGUCGACGAGAGCCCGCUCCAGGCUGGACUCGAGCUUCCUGAGGACGGACCCGAACCGGGGCCCGUGGUGGUCUUCUGGCAGGGGAAGCCGGGUACACUUGAGGAGAUGGUCAAGUUUACGCAGAAGAACAUUGUUGCCGGUAUGGCUUCCAUCUUAGGGAGCGUGCCUUCGAAUGAGCGGAUGGGACCUGCGGAUGUGCUCCUGCCGGCGGACUCUCUGUCGAAUAUGUACACCCUCGUGGUGACCCUCUCCGCUCUCUACGCCAACGCCUCUGUAGCGUUUAACUCGGUCGCCGGGCGUGACACCGACCUCGUCCUCGCGACGCAAGGAGUCUCGCCAACGAUCCUUGUCGCGGCACCCGAGACCUUGGCCCGCGUUCACGAGGAGUCAUCCUCCAAGGUAACGUCAGCACUCCAGUCGGCCGCUCUCCGCUCCCAACUCCGCACGCUCAGCCAAAAGGGAGCAUUCCCAUCGCCUAACUCCUUCUGGGGCAACUUCCUCGCUCCCACACGUCCUAUCGUCGGCUCGGGCGCUUCGAAGCUGCGGCUCGUGUUCGUCGGCGAGCGCGCGGACGGAGGAGCGCCACCGCUCUCGUCGAAGCAGCUCGCGGAGCUGAGGGUGUUCCUCGGCGCGCGUGUUUUGUAUGCGCUCACGGCGGCGGGGGUGGCGGGCCCCGUGGCGCAGACUUGGUUGUAUGAUUAUCGCGUCUUCGAGGAGGGGGCGUAUUCGCACUUUGGACCGCCUAGUCUUAGUGUGGAGGUAUUUUUGAGGGAUAACGGCGAGUAUAAGACUACGGAUGACAAGGUUGAGGGAGAGAUUGUUGCUCGUGGACCUAGUGUUGCACGUGGAGAGUUGGCGCUUGGGGUGAAUGGUAGGAUUAGGGAGGAUAACACGCUGGCCUACGUAUAA